This is a messenger RNA of Talaromyces amestolkiae, 1098 nucleotides long. RefSeq lists its product as uncharacterized. The record is from RefSeq and is a predicted model, not a curated record. Bases 1 to 1098 code for a protein of 365 amino acids. Gene Ontology annotation, cellular component: extracellular region. The transcript is spliced from 3 exons. Gene Ontology annotation, biological process: glucan catabolic process. Lineage: Eukaryota; Fungi; Ascomycota; Eurotiomycetes; Eurotiales; Trichocomaceae. Gene Ontology annotation, molecular function: cellulose binding; hydrolase activity, hydrolyzing O-glycosyl compounds.
AUGACAAUCAUUUCGAAAUUCGCUAUCGGCGUGUUGAUUGCAGUGGUCAGUAAGGCCACUGCCCAACAGACUGUUUGGGGGCAAUGUGGUGGUAUCGGCUGGAAUGGACCCGUCACUUGUGUUUCUGGCUCCUACUGCGCACCUGGAAAUCCCUACUACUCUCAGUGCCUUCCAGGGUCUGGACCGUCAACAACUACGGCGAUUACGACAACUACGCUCAUCACGACGACAACCACGAAGAGCAGCAUUACAACAAGUGUCAGCACGACGGCAACUCCCACGGGUAAGGUACAGUUUGCCGGAGUGAACAUUGCCGGCUUCGACUUUGGCAUGGUUACCAGCGGCACACAGGAUCUAAGUCAGGUUGUCGACGAGUCCGUCGAUGGCGUCACACAAAUUAGGCAUUUUGUCAAUGAUGAUACCUUCAACAUAUUUCGCUUGCCUACUGGCUGGCAGUAUCUCGUGAACAAUAACCUAGGUGGCCAGCUUGACGCGACUAAUUUCGGGGAGUACGAUAAGCUCGUUCAGGGUUGCCUUUCUGCGGGUGCGCAUUGCAUCGUUGACAUUCACAACUAUGCCCGCUGGAAUGGAGCCAUCAUUGGCCAAGGUGGGCCAUCUGAUGCACAAUUCGUGGAUUUGUGGACUCAACUUGCGACCAAAUAUAAGGCACAGAGCAAUAUAAUCUUUGGCAUUAUGAAUGAGCCCCAUGAUCUGAACAUUACCACAUGGGCUGCCACUGUACAAAAGGUCGUUACAGCAAUUCGUAAUGCUGGCGCAACUUCACAGCUAAUCUUACUCCCUGGUACCGAUUACACAAGUGCCGCCAACUUCAUAGAAAAUGGAUCCGGUGCUGCCCUGGUAGGAGUUGUAAAUCCAGAUGGAUCUACCCACAAUUUAAUCUUCGAUGUUCACAAAUAUCUGGACUCAGAUAAUAGCGGCACCCAUGCUGAGUGCGUCACUAACAAUAUCGAUGCUUUCACAAGUCUCUCUACCUGGCUGCGAUCUGUUGGUCGCCAGGCUCUGCUUUCUGAGACCGGUGGCGGUAAUGUUCAGAGCUGUGCAACGUAUAUGUGCCAACAGCUUGACUUUCUUAAGUAA